AUGGACUACCGCUCCAACGGCAGGUCGGUCCCGAAAACCUCCCUCUGUGAGCGCCCAGACGCCGUCUCAGCGCCCACUGGCCCUCAUACUUCAGCGCUAUCUACUGCCUCACCCUCAACCGACUCCUCAUCUGACUCGGCCCCUCCCACUGCCUAUCCCCCUUUUCAUCAUGUUCCUCCCCCCAUGAUGGACGUCGAUCAUUCUACCGUAGCGGAAGACCGUUCACGUCGAGCCACCAGUGUACUAUCCAUGGAUGAUAUCGAAGCCGCCCAAGCCCUGGAGGGCCUUCGCACUGACUACGGUCAAUCGCCGCGAACGUCGCAGAUGAACCGCCCCGAAUCCAAGCAGCAACCAGAGCCGCUCCUGUCCCUUCUCACCUCCACCCAUCCUCUUAUCUCAUCCGCUAUAAACGGCUCGGUGUCUGCCUAUGCAAAUUCCAAAUCCUAUUCCCCUCGUUUCAAAUCCAGCGCCGAAUUCCUCGAGCGCAACAUUGGCUCUCCCGUCGCCAACACGGUUGGCACCGUGGGCCGGAAGACUGGCGUGGAAAGUGGCCUUCGGUGGGCGUUACAGCGUCGGGUAUCCUCGUCAGCCCAGUCUAGUCGUUCUAAACGCCGUAAGGUUAGCAGCGAGCAACAGUCUACGGAGGUCGACGUAGAGAAGGGCCCAGAUCUGGCGAUGAGGCUGUCGCCGGGAGAGGGUCCCCCACCCUACGAUGAUCAGAGGUCUCCCAAUUAUGACGAGAUCGGUCGAGACAGUCCGUCGCGGCAGACUCCGUCCACAUGGCAGAGUCGACUGAUGAUCUCGACAUCCGGCCUGGGCGUGGCGAUGAGUGAGGAAUCGCUCCGAAGCCUGCAGUAUUGUCUGACUUGGCUGCGCUGGGCGAAUGGACGGCUGGACAAAGCGAUUGAGGCCCUCAAGGCCGCCCUGAAAGAAUGGGAUAGCUCAAGGCAGCAGAAUGGGGAUUCUACUGCAGAGCAGGACGCUUCCAGCACCACCGUCCUCUCGAAUCGCAUCCAGGCCGUCAAGGCGGAUGUGCUGGCGACGCUGAAACGCGUGGUGGACAUUGUCUCGAAAUAUGCCGGGGGAGCGCUCCCGGAGAAUGCACGGAACUUGGUGCGUCGGCAUCUUACCUCACUGCCGCAUCGGUUCCAGAUCGCGUCGAACUCCAACCCGCCGCCAGAUUCCAUGGCGGCGGCAUCGGACGCCACCGUCAGCGCCCAUCGCAUCCUCGUCUUGGCCCAGGAGGGCUUGGAUAUGAUGUCGCAGGUCAGCGGCGUAGUUAACGACACUCUGGUCAGCGCUGAGCAUUGGUGUGAAAAAUUGGGUCGGAAGCGCUCAGAGGGCAAGGCGCCGAUCGAGGCUCCGCCCCGAGAGCACGAUGAGCCGUACCCGGCGGAUAUCAAAGUUCCAGUUCAGGAGCCAUCCCCUCGAGAUGUCUCCAUGACAGGAAUGGAGAAGGUUUAG
Aspergillus niger is the source of this 1464-nucleotide messenger RNA. RefSeq lists its product as uncharacterized. Gene Ontology annotation, biological process: regulation of transcription by RNA polymerase II; endoplasmic reticulum unfolded protein response; phospholipid biosynthetic process. NCBI's taxonomy places the organism in Eukaryota, Fungi, Ascomycota, Eurotiomycetes, Eurotiales, Aspergillaceae. Gene Ontology annotation, molecular function: transcription corepressor activity. The record is from RefSeq and is a predicted model, not a curated record. Gene Ontology annotation, cellular component: endoplasmic reticulum; nucleus. Bases 1 to 1464 code for a protein of 487 amino acids. The transcript has 2 exons.